AUGUCGGCCCCUUCAGGACGAGGAUUUGCAUUUCGGAGAAAACAGAAGAUUGAAAGACAAUACAGGAAAUUAUUGAAGAAAGGAAAAAAGGUCCAUUCACAACAGGAUAAUCAGUUUACCGAUACUUAUCCAGAGCACUUGAAACAUCUUUACCUAGCUGAGGAAGAAAUGCUGAAGAAACGGCGCAGGCCUCCAGAUGAUUCAGUUUUAUCAGAAGAAAAACUUAAUAAAACAGUAGAGCCAGUUAUGACUGAAGGGAAGUUUAAAAAGAAAACAUCCAAUCAGAAGGCGAAAGAGGAAUAUGAGAAAAUAAAGGCUGAGCGUGCUAGAAAGAAAGAGGAAGCAGAAAAAAGAAAACAACAAAGAGAAGAAGCUCAACGGUUGUACAAGCAAAAGAAAAUGGAAGCUUAUAAAAUACUGAGUAAGAAAACGAAAAAAGGACAGCCAAAUCUAAACUUACAAAUGGAGUUUCUUCUUCAGAAAAUACAGCAACAUACAUAA
Molecule: messenger RNA, 501 nt
Organism: Eurypyga helias (sunbittern)
Lineage: Eukaryota; Metazoa; Chordata; Aves; Eurypygiformes; Eurypygidae
Gene: CCDC59
Product: coiled-coil domain containing 59
Exons: 4
Coding region: 1-501 (166 amino acids)
Cellular component (GO): nucleus
Source: RefSeq, a predicted model, not a curated record